Messenger RNA from Chara braunii, 3095 nucleotides. NCBI's taxonomy places the organism in Eukaryota, Viridiplantae, Streptophyta, Charophyceae, Charales, Characeae. The record is from the annotation of a GenBank genome assembly.
UGGGACCUUUGUCGUGCACCAACACCACGAUGGAUGACUAUCCGAUGUAUGGGCUACUUGUUGGGUUCUCCCUCUGGGGGACCCUUUGACGUCUCCUCUUUCCUCYGGGCUUUUGGCCCACUUUCACGUGUAGAGUAGGGCCCACUCGUGGUGGUACUUCCACCAACCCCUACACGAAGGAGGAGGAGGAGAAGAUGGCCGCCAUUCUGCAGGAGAAGAAGGAGAAGGAGGCCAAGAAGAAGGCCUUGAAGGAGGAGCAGGCGGCCAAACUGAAGAAGAUAGAGGAAGAGAUGGCCAAAGAGAAGGAGAGGAUACAAAAAGAAGAAGAAGAGAAGUUGAAAGAGGUGGAAGAGGAAGAUGAUGAAACGCCAUUGCAGAGGAAGAGGGUGCAGUACARUGGUAGUAGGGAUGAAGAGAUGGAGAAGCGAAUCUCCGAGUGGGUCGCCAACUUAUCCCUGGGCGAAGAAGAAGAGGUGGCGAUGUAUAUCUCUAAAGAUGAUCAGGAAGCCGCUAUGAGAGCUUGGGAAGCAGAAAAGGAUGUUGUGAAGCGGCAAGCAUUGGAAGACGAAAAGAGGAUGGAGUGGAAGUUGGCAAUGAUGAGGGAGAAGAAGAGGAGAGUGGACGCGGCAGCGGAGGCGGUAGAAGAAUUAGAGGAAGUAAAGAAUAUAGAAGAGCAUCUGGCCGCCCGGACCGAACUCCCAGCGCAAAUGCGAGUCAUAGCCCAAAACGUUGCACGCCUGGCACGAAUUCAGGCGGAGCAAUAUGAUUUUAGUAGGAGUCAACACAUAGUUGUGCGUUCCAUAAAGUUGGGGUUUCGGGACUUUGCGCGUGAGCUGGUAGGCGCUAUAGGGACCAAGGUGGGUCACCGCCUUGACAAGACUGAGCGGUUCUGUGCCGGCGCCAUUGAGGGUGUCAAAGCGGCAGCUCCCAAGGAGAAGGAGGCACGUCCUCCUCGUUGGGAACCGGUCAAAGUCAAAUUCCCUGAUUCCAACAGUGGAAAAAGGGAAGAGAACUUCGACAAUUGGGAGGCCAAUGUCAAGACCUAUGUGCAUCUGCAACAGGUUUCCCCGGAUCAGCAGGUUCUGAUUGCGAUUCACGCGCUCAGAGAUGAAUCCGCCAGCUUUGCAAGGUCCCUAGUUCGCACUGCCAAUUGCAGCGAUGACCCCGUUGCGUACUCCUCGUUCACUUUCCUCACUGAGUUCUUGAAGCUGUUGCGCGAGAGGUUCGCCGAUGUCGCCCGUAGCAUUAAGGCCUCAGACAGGCUGCAGACGAUCCACGCUCGUAAGUGGAAGGGCGCCAGGGCACUUAAGAGUACCAUGGACGAAUUGGUAGCUGUCCCUGACCACGGAGUUACAGACACCCAGUUGGUUGGCCUCUUUUAUCGGGCUAUACCSGAMGCCCUCCGAGGGCAUUUCUUYGCAAAGAGCGAAGACCCUGCCACUACAUACGAUUCCCUUAGUCGCGAAGUAGUGGCUUUUGAAGCCAAGUCUGCGUYUGUGUCCACUUUCUGGCACAAGGACUUGGACAAGGGUAAGCAAUGGAAGGGCCGCACUAUCUCAGGGCAAGUAAAGACCAAGGACAGCCUUGUCCUAACCUUAGACGAGGGUAGUGUGGAUGCGAUCCCUUACGACCAGAUUGAGUGGGGGUUAGAGAAGGAGGACAGCGGUGUGGGCCAAGGGAGAUCUUACGCUGCUGUCGCGGCUGGAGGGAGGCCGCAAGGAGGAAGAGGCCAGGGCCAAGCGGGCCGGGCCUCAGGGAGUCGAUUUCAGGGCGAUCAGGGGGUUGGUGGCAGAGGAGGAAACCGCCAAGCGGGAGGCAGGGUUCAAGGCUUAGCAAAUUACUACAGGAAGUUCGUGAGGAACUUCUCCACCAUCGCUGUGCCCCUUCGCAGAUUACUAAGAAAAGAGACAAUCUGGAAGUGGGACAAGGACUGCACGUCUGCCAUGAAGAAGCUAAAGCAGGCGUUGAUAGAGUACCCGGUCCUUAAGGUCGCCGAUCCGUCCUUGCCUUUUGUCRUUACUACGGAUGCUAGCCAGUACGGCAUAGGCGCAAUGUUACAGCAAGACGAUGGCAAUGGCUAUAGACCCGUAGAGUUCAUGUCCGCUAGGAUGCCUUCAGAGAAGGUUGYGACAUCUACCUAUGAGAGGGAACUCUACGAUCUCAGGCAAGCAUUAAACCACUGGAAGCACUACUUGCUUGGGAGGCACUUCAAAGCCUAUUCGGACCAUGAAACGUUACGAUGGUUAAAGACCCAGGCCAAGAUGACACCUAAGCUUACUAGGUGGGCCUCAGAGAUAGAUCAGUACGACUUCGAGCUCAAGCCUGUUAAAGGGAAGUACAAUGUAGUCGCGGAUGCUCUGAGUAGGAGAGCAAAUUACUUUGGGGCAAUAGUACAUCACCUCGAUAUAGGAAAGGAUCUGCAGCAGAAGGUUAGAGAAGCCUACGCGCAGGACCCUAUAUAUAGUGAGCUCCUCACGCGAGUCAAGGACGCCCCAGAGACCGAGCCGAACUACCGCACUACUAAAGGGCUACUCUUCGAGAAGACUAAUGUAUUUGACCGCCUGUGCAUUCCCAAUAGCGAAGACAUCCGUAGUUUGAUUUUGGGGGAAUGCCACGACACAGAGGGUCAUUUCGGUUGGCAAAAGACCUUAGCCAAUCUGAUGCGCGCGUAUACAGAGAGUAUGAAACGUUGCAAAGUCUGCCAGCGUAAUAAGAGUUCUACGCGCGCCCCGCUAGGUCUUCUCAGACCCUUGCCCAUUCCGGAUCAGCCGGGAGGCUCAGUGUCAAUAGAUUUCAUGGAGCAGGCAUGGCAAGAGCCAAGUCAUGGUCAUAGUUGACCGCUUUAGCAAGUACGCAGUUUUUGUUCCUUUGCCUUCAGAGGUGCGUACUGACUUAGUAAUACAGAGAUUUUUUGACUGUUGGGUUAGUGAGAAUGGGAUUCCACUGUCUAUAGUUAGCGAUAAAGAUAGUCGCUUCACUAGCCAGAACUGGCAAGAACUCAUGGGAGUAUACGGAUCUAAGUUGUUGAUGCCGUCCGGCCGCCAUCCAGAGACUAACGGUCAGACAGAGCAAAUGAACAAAAUCCUACAGCAAGU